AUGAUUUCACCAAAGAAAAUACAAAAGCGGAAAUAUAUUACCACACGUGAACUCCAGCAGCAGCAGCAAAAUUCAAGGAAGACUGUGAAGAAGACACCUGAGGCCGGACAGAGGUAUGCAUUAAGAUCAUCGCCAACUCUGUUUCCUAGUCAACAAGAUGCAUCUCCUACGCAAGUGAAGGAUAAAGGCUCUGCAAGAAGGAAACUGCAGUUACAAGAAUCAAUUAUACCAGAGAAAGAGUUGCUCCCACCACCACAGCCAACUGAAACCAAAGGGAACAAACCCCGCAAAAUUCAAAAAAAUGACAAAACGAAAGAUCAGCCAUUUGGUGACGCUUCUCAAGUAAGAUGUUCCCUUGUACUUGCUAUACCUGAGACGGAGCAAUCCAAUGACAAAGACAAAGUUUCUCCGGAUGGCGAUGAUGAAUAUAUUCCGGAAAAUGAGGACGAAGAUGGUAGUGAUGAUACAUCUGAGAAAAUGACUGUUGUGAAGAAAAAGAAGCUAAUUCAUGGCCCCCUUGGACCAAGAACUCGUUCGAGAGCUAAUGUCACGGCUGAAACAGCUGCAACAGAUAAUGAACAACCGCAAGCUGGUAAAACAUCUGGGAAGAAAAUGACUAGUUCAUUUAAGCCCCUGAAACCAACUUGCAGCAAAAUUUUAAAAUCAGCAAGCAAUUCAGAACCAUGUGGCACUGUAGCUUCUUAUUUGGCACUGCGGGAACGUCAGAAGCAGGGUAUCCCUCCUCCAACACCCGAGAAUGUCGACACUUCUAAUUUGGAAAAUGUUGUUGAGGAAGAAACUGAAUCAGUACCAAAGCCCAGAAAAUGGAGAGGAAGGACAAAAAUGGUUUCUGUUCACGCAAGGACACGUGAUGAAAGACCUGUUAUUUUUUUGAACAAAAAAAAUGUACCUGUUGCGAGUAACCCAAAACUAACUAGAGAGCUGAGUAAUUUUCUCGGGACACUUGCAAAGGACAAUGUCUCGCUGACUUAUGUCAACUGGAAAGUGGUUCCUGAACAACUGAAGAAGAAAAUGUGGGACUAUACUCGGGACUAUUACAUUAUUCCGAACGAAGCUGAGCAUUGGGUUUACGAGACCAUUAAUAGAUGUUGGAGAACUUACAAGUCUCGAAUGAAGACCAAGCACUACACGCAGCAUGCCACUGAUAAGGAAAGGAUGGAAAAUAGGCCCAAGGAUAUUCCGCUCGAGGAUUUUGAAAUGUUGGUGAAGUACUGGGGAGACGAGUCAGUUAAGGUAUUAGCGGAUGAUAACAAAGAUCACCGCUCUUCAUUAACUGACCCACACACUCUAGGUGCCAACAGUAGUGCAGAAGUUGGAGAGAAGUUGAAAAAAGGUGAUCCCAAUCUUGCCUCGCCGUCAAAAGCUGAUAUAUAUCUGGAAUCUCGUGAGCGAGAAGAUGGCCGAAAAUACAAGACUACAGCUGCAUCGAAAAAAAGAUGCAGAAAUAACAAGAAAGUGAUGGAAUCAGAUUCGGCUCCUGCAGACACUUAUUUGGAUGAUUUGACUACAAAGAUUAGGGGAGAACUUGAGGCUGAAUUGGAAGAAAAGGUUUCCAAGAAAGUCCAGGAUAACUUGUCCAUGAUCCUCAAAAAAAUAGCAGAGGCUAAUCCCGGUCUGAAUAUGGACAUUGGAGGAGUUGGUGCUACUAUUGCAAGCGAGGAUGAUGAAAAUGGUACACCAUUCAGUGCCAGGACUGCCAGGACUUCCGGGACUUCCGGGACUGCCGGGACUUCCGGGACUGCCGGGACUUCUUAA
This is a messenger RNA of Daucus carota subsp. sativus, 1776 nucleotides long. RefSeq lists its product as uncharacterized. The record is from RefSeq and is a predicted model, not a curated record. Bases 1 to 1776 code for a protein of 591 amino acids. The transcript is spliced from 10 exons. NCBI's taxonomy places the organism in Eukaryota, Viridiplantae, Streptophyta, Magnoliopsida, Apiales, Apiaceae.